Messenger RNA from Papilio polytes (common Mormon), 1011 nucleotides. RefSeq lists its product as uncharacterized. The transcript is spliced from 9 exons. The record is from RefSeq and is a predicted model, not a curated record. NCBI's taxonomy places the organism in Eukaryota, Metazoa, Arthropoda, Insecta, Lepidoptera, Papilionidae. Bases 82 to 1011 code for a protein of 309 amino acids.
AAUAGUUUUUGUAGAAAAGAAUUUUUUGUCAAAAUACAAAAAAGAAUAGCAAAUAUUUAUUAAUAAAAUAAUGAAGGAAAAAUGCCUUGGAACUGUUUGUGGGGAUACGAGUCUCCGCCGCCCGCGUGCAGGGUGAGCGAGCCGCUGCAUCUCAUAUCGCAGAAGGAAGGAACGCCACAAGAGCAUGCGUUUCGACGCAAGUCAUUCCGCAAGCCCAGGCCGUGCCACUGGUGCCAUCAGCCAGUGCAAAACGAAGGUUCUUGCUGUAGAGUGUGUAAAUAUGUCUGCCACACGACGUGUGAAAAUAAGGUGUCAGAUGCUAUUGAGCUGUCAGCCAACCCCAAUACACAGCCGGUAGCAAAGCUACCUAACACUGACAAAGCACGAUUUUCGGAUACAAGCUGGCAAAUACACCGAUCAUGGUCUCGCAACGGGAACCCGCUCCCGUUGUCGCCUCCGCCGAGCCGCGCGGCGGCGGGCGCGGGCGCAUCUGCCUCUAGUGCGGCCCCACCCUCUCGUAACGACGAGAAUGGCAUCUAUGACACCAUCACUACUCGAGCAGUGAGCGCGCCUGUCACUCCGGGGACUCCCGCACUCUCCAGAGACCAUGGCGGGACUCGGUCGGCGAGUUAUCCGGGAGGCGCUGGAGGCGCAGGCGGCGCAGGGCGACUGGACCUGUGCUACGUGGCGGAGCGCAUGCUGGCGCUGCACUUACCACACAGAGACGCACAUGCUGAGGCCCAAGCCGCUCACAUGCUCACCAACAAGCACGGCGAACAUUUUAUGCUAGAUGUGAAAGAACCAAUACCAAUUUGCAUUGGUAAACAAUUCAGUAGUUCCCACGGUGUGUAUGGGCGGGGCAACCGCGAGCGGCUGGGCGUGCUGGUGGCUGCCUACAUGCACUACUCGGCCAUCUGCGGGGCGCCGGAGCACGCGCUCGACCGCUACGCCAUGCGCCGUUACCUUGACGACCGCGUGCCCGUCUUCCAGUUGCCUUCCAACAAAAGGUAA